CUUUCUUGCUUUCAUAUUGCUGAUCUUGUUGUUCUUGUUCUUCUUGAAUAGAUGUUAGUCAGUUGCUUUAAAAUGACAAAAAGUGGUGUCUUGUUUACUCUCAUUACUCUUAGUUUCUGCUACCUUGCCUUUGCAUUUGAACCUGCACCCCUCCAGGAUUUCUGCGUCGCAGAAACUAAUAGCUCAGCAAGAGUGAAUGGUCUAGCCUGCAAGAAUCCCAUGCUAGUUGAAGCCAAUGAUUUCUUCUUUAGCGGUCUCCAUAUUACAGGAAACACGUCAAACUCUGUUGGGUCGAAGGUCACUCCAGUGACUGUGGCUCAGCUAACAGGGCUCAACACCCUUGGCAUCUCAAUGGCACGCAUUGACUAUGCUCCAUGGGGAAUUAACCCUCCCCACACCCAUCCUCGAGCCUCUGAAAUACUCACAGUUUUAGAAGGCUCCCUUCAUGUUGGAUUUGUUACCUCAAACCCUGAUAACCGCCUCAUUACUAAGGUCCUCCAGAAGGGUGAUGUGUUUGUCUUCCCAGUGGGACUUGUUCAUUUCCAACAUAAUGUUGGGUAUGGACAUGCAGUAGCAAUUGCCGCGUUGAGCAGCCAAAACCCAGGAGUCAUAACCAUAGCAAAUGCAGUUUUCGGAUCAAAUCCUCCCAUUGCUAGUGAAGUUCUCGCCAAGGCGUUCCGAGUGGACAAGAACGUGGUUGAUCAGCUCCAAUCUAAGUUUUAAGACAGCAACAAAUCAAGGGUAGUGAAGAAAAUUUUAUAUAUUUGUUUCAUUGUUUGAUUUAUCUCAUGUUUUGAUUGCUUGAUUUCAAAGAAAAAAAAGAAGAAGCAUAUUCCCAUGAGGAAAUAAUUUCAUGGAGAUUCUCUAGCAAGUUCUUUCAAUUGUAUUUGUUUUUUGUUAUUUUUUUUUUCAAUUAAUACUAUUAAUUAAUGACAAUGUUUCUACUGUUUCCUGA
Messenger RNA from Camellia sinensis, 955 nucleotides. RefSeq names its product putative germin-like protein 2-1. The record is from RefSeq and is a predicted model, not a curated record. Gene Ontology annotation, molecular function: manganese ion binding. NCBI's taxonomy places the organism in Eukaryota, Viridiplantae, Streptophyta, Magnoliopsida, Ericales, Theaceae.